Ochotona princeps (American pika) is the source of this 1319-nucleotide messenger RNA. RefSeq names its product membrane bound O-acyltransferase domain containing 4 (gene MBOAT4). Gene Ontology annotation, molecular function: serine O-acyltransferase activity. NCBI's taxonomy places the organism in Eukaryota, Metazoa, Chordata, Mammalia, Lagomorpha, Ochotonidae. Gene Ontology annotation, cellular component: endoplasmic reticulum membrane. The transcript is spliced from 3 exons. Gene Ontology annotation, biological process: peptidyl-serine octanoylation; lipid modification. The record is from RefSeq and is a predicted model, not a curated record. Bases 12 to 1319 code for a protein of 435 amino acids.
UUCCAGUUCUAAUGCAUUGGCUGCAGGCACUCCCCCUCCACCCCAUGUCACUCUAUCAAGGAGCCGCUUUCCCUUUCGCACUGUUGUUUAGUCACCUCUGUAGCAAGGACUCAUUUUCUGCCAAUGCCAGGUACCUCUUUCUGCUGACGGGAGGGGGCGCCCUAGCCGGGGCUGCCAUGGGGCCGUACGCGGCGCUGGUCUUCAUCCCGGCAGUCUGUGCUGUGCUUCUGGUCUGCUCGCUGGGCCCACAGGCUGUCCACAGGUGGACUUUCCUCUUCCAGAUGAGCUGGCAGACCCUGUGCCACCUGGGGCUGCAGUACACCGAGCAUUACCUGCAGGAGCCACCAUCCACCGGGUUCUGCAUCGCUCUUUCUUCACUCAUGCUCUUGACGCAGAGGGUCACGUCCCUCUCGCUGGACAUUGGUGAAGGGAAAGUGGAGGUGGCAUCGGGCAGCGACAGGAACAGGUGCACUGUGUGUGAGCGUCUGUGUGUGGCGCUCCCCUAUCUCAGCUACUUGAUGUUCUUCCCUGCUCUCCUCGGAGGUCCUCUGUGUUCCUUCCAGCGAUUCCAGGCUCGUGUUUACAGCUCCAGCUCUGUGGGCCUCAGGCUCUUGUUCCGGACUCUGUUCUGGAGAGGCCUACAGGUCCUGGGACUGGAGUGCCUCAAGGCAGCCGUGAGGGGGCUGCUGCAUGCAGGGACUGGACUCGCCCAGUGCCGGCAUCUCGAGUGCGUCUCUAUCAUGUGGGCCACAGCCGUGUUCUUCCGACUCACCUACUACUCCCAGUGGCUCCUGGAUGAAUCCCUCCUCCACACAGCAGGCUUUGGGGCUAGCUUGGGCCAGAGCACCGGUGAGGAUGGCUUUGUCCAUGACGCAGACAUCUGGACGCUGGAAACGACGCACAAGCUAGCCUUGUUCACCAGGAAAUGGAACCAAAGCACGGCUCUGUGGCUCAGGCGGCUGGUCUUCCAGCGCAGCGGGCUGUGGCCGUUGUUCCAGACCUUCGCCUUCUCUGCCUGGUGGCACGGACUCCAUCCAGGGCAGGUGUUCGGUUUCCUUUGCUGGGCUGUGAUGGUAGAAGCUGACUACCUGAUUCAUGCCUUUGCCAGUUCAUCCAUCAGGGCCCAGCCCCUGCGGUUGCUCUAUCGAGUUGUCACCUGGGCCCACACUCAGCUCAUCAUGGCCUAUGUAAUGCUGGCCGCGGAAGGGAGGAGCCCCUCCUUUCUCUGGCUGCUGUGCAAUUCAUACAACAGCAUCUUCCCUGCUGUGUACUGCGCGUUGCUUUUUCUGCUAGCAAAGAGAAAGCACAAAUUGCACUAA